Solanum tuberosum (potato) is the source of this 2340-nucleotide messenger RNA. Its product is annotated as vacuolar sorting receptor protein PV72-like protein. Bases 245 to 1981 code for a protein of 578 amino acids. Lineage: Eukaryota; Viridiplantae; Streptophyta; Magnoliopsida; Solanales; Solanaceae. The record is from RefSeq and is a predicted model, not a curated record. Gene Ontology annotation, molecular function: calcium ion binding. The transcript is spliced from 11 exons.
CCUCAGUUUAGCACAUUUUACACGUCUCAGAGUGCUUUGGUCAUUACCAUUACAUCCCUUUUGUAAUUUCUUCCCUUUACUUGUUCAAAGACUGGAGCUUUUUCAUAGUAUUAAUUAAUUAUUCACCUGAAUGCUUUGAUCUGGGUGACAUCAAGAUUUGAUUUUUCAUGUAAAUUUGCAGUUUUUAGGGGUUUAGCUGAUCUGGGUCAUCUUUAUUUUUCUCCAUCUGAGGGAGGAAGUGAAGAUGAAGGUAGGGUUUUUAGUGUGUAUAUGGUUUGUGUUGUGUGGUUGUUGUAUGGGAAGAUUUGUGGUGGAGAAGAACAGCUUGAGAGUAACAUCACCAGACUCAAUCAAAGAGGUGUAUGAGUGUGCAAUUGGCAACUUUGGGGUACCACAGUAUGGAGGAACCAUGGUUGGUAAUGUUAUGUACCCAAAAACUAAUCAAAAAUCAUGCAAGAAUUUCUCAGAUUUUGAUAUCUUCUACAAAUCUAAGCCUGGUGGCAUGCCUGUUUUCCUUCUUGUUGAUAGAGGAGAUUGCUUUUUCACACUGAAGGCUUGGAAUGCUCAGCAAGCUGGAGCAGGUGCUAUUCUUGUUGCUGAUGACCGUGUUGAACCUUUAAUUACCAUGGACACCCCUGAGGAAGAGGAUGCAAAGGCAGAUUAUUUGCAAGAUAUAACUAUUCCAUCGGCUUUAAUUAGCAAAUCACUUGGGGAUAGCAUUAAGAAGGAACUAUCUAAAGGAGAAAUGGUUAACAUAAACCUCGAUUGGAGAGAGGCUCUUCCACAUCCUGACGAUCGAGUGGAGUACGAAUUUUGGACCAAUAGUAAUGAUGAGUGUGGCCCCAAGUGUGAAAGCCAGAGAGAGUUUGUCAAAAACUUCAAGGGGGCUGCCCAGAUACUUGAGCAGAAAGGUUAUACACAGUUUAGUCCCCAUUACAUAACUUGGUAUUGCCCGGAAGCGUUUAUUUUGAGCAAGCAAUGCAAGUCUCAGUGCAUCAACCAUGGAAGAUACUGUGCUCCAGACCCUGAGCAGGACUUCAGUAAAGGUUAUGAUGGAAAGGAUGUUGUUUUGCAAAAUUUACGUCAAGCUUGCUUUUUUAAGGUUGCAAAUGAAAGUGGAAAACCCUGGUUGUGGUGGGAUUAUGUCACUGACUUUGCAAUACGGUGUCCAAUGAAAGAGAAGAAAUACACAAAAGAAUGUGCUGAUCAAGUAAUCAAGUCACUUGGCUUUGACGUCAAACAGAUUGACAAUUGUGUUGGAGAUCCUGAAGCAGAUACUGACAACCCUGUUCUAAAGGCUGAACAGGACACCCAGAUAGGUAAGGGCGCUCGUGGAGAUGUGACUAUCUUGCCAACUCUCGUUAUAAACAAUAGACAGUACAGAGGUAAGCUGGACAAGGGAGCAGUCCUCAAGGCAAUUUGUUCAGGUUUUGAGGAGACAACCGAGCCUGCAAUUUGUUUAACUGAAGAAAUAGAAACAAAUGAAUGCUUAGAAUCAAAUGGUGGGUGCUGGCAGGACAAGGCUGCUAACAUUACAGCAUGCCAGGAUACUUUCCGUGGUAGAGUAUGUGAAUGCCCAGUAGUUCAGGGAGUAAAAUUUGUUGGUGAUGGUUAUACUCACUGUGAAGCAUCUGGAGCAUUGCGGUGUGAAAUAAACAAUGGAGGCUGUUGGAAGGGAACCCAAAAUGGCAGGGCAUAUUCUGCUUGCAUUGACGAUCACACAAAGGGCUGCAAAUGUCCACCAGGAUUCAAAGGGGAUGGAGUUAACAGUUGUGAGGGCAAAGAUGCCAAGUCAGAGUUCAGCUGGGGCCUUGUUUGGACUAUCAUCUUGGGUUUGGCUGUUGCAGGGGUUUCGGCAUAUGCUGUGUACAAGUAUAGAAUCCGGAGAUACAUGGACUCAGAGAUUCGUGCCAUCAUGGCACAAUAUAUGCCUUUGGAUCAAGGAGAGGGGGCAACUAAUGUUCCCCACGGGAACGUCUAAUGAUAGACCAUUACUGAAGAGUGAUGAUGGCUUGGGUAGAAUGCAGCCUCCACUGGAUGUCUGCCACCAGUUAGUCAGCCUAAAGUUCUUUGUGCCAAUCAUCAUCGAAACAAAUUACAUCUUAUUUAUGUACAUGUAUGUCCCAACAAUGCACAUAAACCCAAUAAAAGGAAUUGUCCUUGAAUUGGAUUUGCGCAUGAUGUUUGACUUCUAAUAAUAAGGAAAUGCGCAAUAUCAGUUUGUAUUCCACUUGAAAGCAUCAUUUUGCAUUGCACAAUAUGGUAUGAAUGGAUGGUAAGGUGUCAUAUUAUGCCAUCACUUCCUGUUUUGGAGUGAGGCAUGAUUAGUUAAUUGAUUGA